Ciona intestinalis (vase tunicate) is the source of this 2387-nucleotide messenger RNA. The record is from RefSeq and is a predicted model, not a curated record. Lineage: Eukaryota; Metazoa; Chordata; Ascidiacea; Phlebobranchia; Cionidae.
UUGAUUAAUAGAUUCAUAUUUUUUAUAAGAACCCAUGACCGCUAGGUUGUCGUAGGGGCUUUCUUAUAGUUCAUUUAAAACAGCUGGUCAACCGACAAUUUUGCACCAUGAACACUUCUGUAACCACAGAAAACGUACAACCAAUGUCUGUCAGCGUUUCCAUGACAACCACGAAUGACAUUCCAGAAUCAAGCAUUGUGACGUUUCAUAAAUCCGGUACAAAGUCCGGAGAAUGCAGCAACCUUCCAUUGCUACGAAACAACUCCCCGGCGUUGAUAAAAAAGAUUCACAACCGAGUGACGCAUUCUAAGAAAUUCGGACAUCUUCCACAAAGGAAACCUGUUGAGAUCAAAUUCGUAAACCUGAGUUAUUCUGUCAGGGAAGGAUCGAUCUUUCGAAAUAAAGGUUUUAAAUGUAUUUUAAAAUGUGUGAAUGGGACUUUCUCUUCUUGUCAACUAACUGGAAUCUUGGGACCUUCUGGUGCUGGGAAAAGUUCUUUAAUGAAUUUGCUGACCGGAUACAGAGAGCGAGGGAUGAAAGGUGAAAUUCUAGUGAAUGGAUUUCCUCGUGAUAGCCGAGCAUUUCGUAAAUUAUCUUGUUACAUCAUGCAAGAUGAUAGGCUACUUCCUCAUCUAACUGUCAUGGAGUCCAUGAUGGUUUCUGCAAACUUGAAACUUGAUAGUAACUCACCAACUCACGCCAAGCAAGAAAUAGUGACAGAAAUACUUGGCACUCUUGGGUUGAUGCCAUGUAGAAAGACCAGGACCGUGGAUUUGUCAGGUGGGCAACGAAAGAGACUUGCAAUCGCACUUGAAUUGGUCAACAAUCCCCCAGUCAUGUUCUUUGAUGAACCAACAAGUGGUCUUGAUAGUGUAUCAAGUUUUCAAGUGUUAUCAUUGCUCAAGUCCCUUGCUCUUGGUGGUCGUACAGUAAUAUGCAGCAUUCAUCAACCUUCAGCAAAACUAUUUGAAAUGUUUGACAGACUGUAUAUUCUGGGCACUGGCCAGUGUGUGUACCAAGGUUCGGUUCCUGGACUUCUUCCUUUUUUGAGAGACAACGGAUUAAGUUGUCCACAAUACCACAAUCCUGCAGAUUACAUUAUCGAAGUUGCCUCAGGUGAAUAUGGAGAAGUUGUCCCCACACUGGUUCAAGCUGUGGAGGCUGGAAAGUGUGAAUACUACACCCAACAUUAUGAGAAAGCAAGCAACAGCGCCAUCGUGAGUAAUUCUUCAUCGAAAGAAGAAGAUCAAUGGAUGAAGAAUGGAUCGAUGUCAACUUUGAACGGAGAUAAACCGGAGUUGGACAAUUUAAAGAAUAUUGAUUCUGAUGCAGGUGUACAGGCUUGCCACACUUUCAACACAAACUGUUUCACUCAAUUUUAUGUUCUGCUUAAAAGAACUUUCAUAUCUAUUGUGAGAGAUCAGAUGCUUACCCAUAUUCGAUUCCUAAGUCAUGUGAUCAUUGGUGUCCUUAUUGGCCUCUUGUAUCUGGAUAUUGGUGACAAUGCAGAAAAAGUGCUGAAUAAUGCUGGAUUCUUAUUCUUCUCCGUCCUCUUCAUAAUGUUUGCAUCCUUAAUGCCAACUGUGCUCACUUUCCCAAUGGAAAUGACUGUGUUUAUGAGAGAACACAUGAACUACUGGUAUUCCUUGAAGGCGUAUUACAUAGCCAAGACAUUAGCAGAUAUCCCAUUCCAGGUUAUAUUCCCUGUGUUUUAUUGCACAAUAGUUUACUUUAUGACAUCACAACCGUAUGAAGCUGAUCGAUUUCUUCUGUUUGUUUCACUUUUUAUCAUGACGUCAAUUGUUGCGCAAUCUUUAGGACUUCUCAUUGGAGCUGCUUCCACAUCAUUACAGGUUGCCACGUUUGUUGGACCAAUCACUGCAAUUCCUGUUCUUUUAUUUUCUGGCUUUUUCGUUCGAUUUGAAGUGAUACCAUGGUAUUUGAAGUGGAUAAGUUAUUCAUCCUAUAUCAGAUAUGGAUUUGAGGGUAUACUGGUUUCUAUAUACGGCCUCAACCGUACAGAAUUACAAUGCAACAAUGAUAGAGGAAUUGGAUGCCAGUUUAGGGACACAAGUAGAGUUUUGCAGGAGAUGGACGUUGAAGAGAGCAAUCUUGCGCUUGAUUUCGUUAUUUUAGGAAUCUUUUUCUUUGGCCUUCGAUUUCUCGCAUAUUUAGUGUUACGGUUGCGAGUAAAAUUCGAGAAAUAGAUAAUUACUUAUUUAAACUGAACGGUGUAGUUUUGAUUGUACAUUAUGGUCGCCACGCCUCUGCUGCGUAUAUUUUCCAACAUUGUUGCGUUAUACAUAUCGCUGUUUUUUUCUCAAUGCGGAAAUAAAUUGUUCACUCAAUCUGAUUCGUCGGAUUUGUGAAGUUUUAACAAAAAAAAA